AUGGCCUAUCCACCGACGACGGCGCCUCCGAUGCGCCACGACGACGACGACGACGUCCACUACGAGGUCAAGACGCCCCGCGACGACAGCCAGAGCACGGUCAGCGUGCUUGUCGACGCACCGCCACCGGCGCCACCGGCGCCCACCCACUCGCUCUCGUACCGGCCCGACAUUGACGGUCUCCGCGCCCUCGCCGUGAUCCCGGUCGUGCAUUCCCGGCGGCUUUACCGGCGUCGACAUUUUUUUGUCAUUUCCGGGUACCUCAUUUCCGGCAUCCUCUUCAAGGAGACGCGCCAAGGCAAGUUUACGUACGCCAACUUUUACAGCCGGCGCAUCCGGCGCAUUUUUCCGGGGUUGAUCCUCGUGCUCACAUUUACGAUCGUCGCCGGGUGUCUCUGGUACCUCGAGGAGGCGCUCGUGAGCAUGGCCAAGACGCUCGCGGCCGGCACGGUCUUUGGCGCCAACAUUCAAGUGCUCUUGCUCAAGCAAACGUAUUUUUCGUCGAGCGUCAAGGAAGACCCGCUCCUGCAUCUCUGGUCGCUCGGCGUCGAAGAGCAAUUCUACAUCUUUUGGCCGUUCGUCGUUGCGCUCCUGGCCAAGCUCCCGGCCAAGGCCGCAGUGGCCGGCCAGGUGGUCAUUUUGGUCGCGAGCUUCGCGCUCAACAUUUCGAUGCUCGGCUACGACGGCAACAACAACUGGUCGUUCUACUUUCCAUUCUGCCGGUUCUGGCAAAUGGCCAUGGGCGGUCUCCUCGCCUACAUGAGCCUCGACCCGUCCGUGCCUCGCCUCUCGUCGGUGUCGCCGGUCGGUGCGACGGCGGUCGGCGCGGUUGGCUUGGCGCUCAUUGUCGUCGGUUUUGUGUGCAUUGACGAAUCGAUGGCCUUUCCCGGGUAUUGGUCGCUGCUCCCGACGGUCGGCGCCGCCCUCUUGAUCCUCUCCGGACCUGACACGCCGCUCCACCGAUGGACGCUCUCGCUGCGCCCGGCCAUCUUUAUUGGUCACAUCAGCUACGCGCUGUACCUCUGGCACUGGCCGCUGCUCGUUUACGCCAAGGCUCGCUUUCCCAAUGACGCGCUUCGCCCGUGGUUCCAGUCGCCGUACAUGAUGAUGGUCUACUCGGUCGCCGCGAGUGUGUUCACCUUGUAUGGCGUCGAGAAUCUUCUGCGCCGCCGCAAGCACAAGCUCGUCGUGCCAUGCCUCUCGCUCUGCAUGGUGAUUCUCUUCGUGCUGGGGCUCGUCAUGACGCACUAUCCCACGACGUUUUCGGUGCUGUCGCAGCCCAAGCCGAUCUCGUCCGGUCCGAUUCUGACGCCGGUCGCGACACACACCAAUGGCACCGCAGCCGAAGUGCCCAACAUGAGCAAGCCGCCCAUGUACGAAUCGCCGACUGUCGCCAAGAUCCUGGCCGCCAAAGGCGACUUCCAGCCGGACGGACCGGAAUUUCACACGGUCGACGCUGGAUCGCCGUACAUCCCGACGUCGGAAAACAUGAUUUUGAACAUGGGCCAAAAAGACAAUCUUGUGAUCGUUUUUGGCGACUCGCAUGGCCACAUGCUCAAGCCGCGCUUCUCGUACCUCUACCGCCAAGCCGUCAACAAGUCGGCGCCGUUCCCGACCAUUGUCUUCAAGACGCGCAACGGCACGCCACCGCUUGGAUGCACCCCGGGGCACGCCGACGUGGUCGCGAUGAUCAAGCAGGUCAAGCCCAAGGCGGUCUUUUACGCGACCGACUGGCCGCAGUGGAUUCGCCCGAACGCGGGCGCGGCCGACCACGGCACCGCGCCGCAGUGCUGCACCCCGGGGUACGUCGACGCGUGCAACAACCAGAGCCCCAAGGACGCCAAGCAGCUCCUUGCGACCUUCCAGAGCGAACUCGCUGCGUUCACGGCCCUCGGCAUCAAGGUUUUUGUCGCGACGUUGAACCCGGAAGGCCCCGCGUUCAACUUUGCCAACAUGCUGAAUGGCAACAGCGUCGGUGCGGUCGCGCCCGUGAGCAAGUCGGCGUACAAGGCCGCGCACGCCGAGCUGAUUGCGAUGGUCGAAGGCGCGGUCAAGGCCGUGAAUGGAACCAUCAUUGACUACACCGACAACCAGUGCUGGAAGGACGACUGCAACGUCGUCUCGAACGUCGGCGAGCCACUCAUGCGCGACAACGAUCACUUUCGCCCGGCGUACGUGGCGAGCUACCUCUCGGUCGUCGACCAAGUCGCCAUCGCAGGCCUCAGCAACGCGACGUCGGUCAAGAACUGGUAGAGCGUUUUUCACUAUUUAGAUAUUCUUUAUGAAAUAAUUUCGUUUCAAAUGGCAAAGUGCCGUUCAAUUGGGC
Saprolegnia parasitica CBS 223.65 is the source of this 2326-nucleotide messenger RNA. RefSeq lists its product as hypothetical. Gene Ontology annotation, molecular function: acyltransferase activity, transferring groups other than amino-acyl groups. Gene Ontology annotation, biological process: lipopolysaccharide biosynthetic process. The transcript is spliced from 3 exons. Bases 1 to 2253 code for a protein of 750 amino acids. The record is from RefSeq and is a predicted model, not a curated record. NCBI's taxonomy places the organism in Eukaryota, Oomycota, Saprolegniomycetes, Saprolegniales, Saprolegniaceae. Gene Ontology annotation, cellular component: membrane.